This is a messenger RNA of Tarenaya hassleriana, 680 nucleotides long. RefSeq names its product histone H2AX. Gene Ontology annotation, cellular component: nucleosome. Lineage: Eukaryota; Viridiplantae; Streptophyta; Magnoliopsida; Brassicales; Cleomaceae. Gene Ontology annotation, molecular function: structural constituent of chromatin; DNA binding; protein heterodimerization activity. The transcript has 2 exons. The record is from RefSeq and is a predicted model, not a curated record. The coding region runs from base 99 to 527 and encodes 142 amino acids.
GAUCUCGCCUCCGUCAUCAUCGUCAUUCGUCGAUUCUGAAGCUGCUAUUAUCUAGGGUUUAUCUGUAGCUAUUGUGUUGUUUUAGAGUAUUAUCGAAGAUGAUUUCUGCUGGAGGCGUUGGUUCGACGAAGGGAGGGAGAGGGAAGGCCAAAUCCACGAAAUCAGUGUCCAGAUCGCAUAAGGCAGGGCUUCAGUUUCCGGUUGGGAGGAUCGCGAGGUUUCUGAAGGCUGGAAAGUACGCCGAGCGUGUCGGAGCCGGGGCUCCGGUCUAUCUCUCCGCCGUGCUUGAGUACCUCGCCGCGGAGGUUUUGGAGCUUGCUGGUAAUGCCGCGAGAGACAACAAGAAGAAUCGAAUAGUUCCGAGACAUAUUCAGCUAGCGGUGAGGAACGACGAGGAACUAAGCAAGCUUCUGGGCAGUGUCACGAUUGCAAAUGGAGGUGUUUUGCCCAACAUUCAUCAGCAUCUCUUACCCACAAAGAGUGGCAAAGCAAAGGGCGAUAUUGGCUCUGCUUCUCAAGAAUUUUGACUUUUUGAUUUUUUUUUUCCUUCUGAUUGUUCGGCUUUUGGGCACAUGGAAAAAAAUCUAGAAUUUGAUUUUCGAAUCAGCUUCACUGAACCUCAGAUCUUAAUUCUGCUUGAUUAUUUGUUGAUAUGGUAUUUGGUUAACUAUUCAUGGAUC